GCAGAUUGAUGGUGCAGGUGUGCAAUCGGCUUUCUAUGCUUGUCAUUUUCUGUUUAGUUGCUACUUGCCUGUCCUAUUGCUGUGUGGAGACGGGGAGGGAGCAGCGUUACUAAGGCCAGUCUUGUGUCAGGUAUAAGGGAAUAACAGUAUGGUGCCGUAACGGUGGUUUGUUUACCUAGCGAAGGAAAUGACUUCGAAGAAAGAACAACUGUUAUCUACAUUUACUUGUACAAAACCUACUCUGCUAUUUUUAAUUUUUUACUUUUACUCUGGGCUUGGCAUGUAAAUAGUCUAUGUACUGAUGUGCCAUUGUUACAAAUGGAAAGGGAGUUUCACUUUGGGAACGUGAGCAUAUCCCUAGUGCUCAUGUUGUUUUUGAGGGCUCUGACUGGGACGUCUCCAACUCUAAGCUUUACCUCCGGGAGAGAGCCUCAAACCGCAGCCGCUCUGGGGUCACACAGAGCCGGGGAAGAUGGAAACGAAGGGGUGUUGGUGGAACGGGGCUUGGAAAGUAUCGGCGGUCCUCUUCCGGGUGUUAUCGGAGACGUGACCGUGGAGGAUCAUGAUGAUGAGAGCGGGGCGACCGGGAACGGAGAGGAGUCGUACGGAGAAAGUGACGGAAACAUCAGACCGAAACGCUCUCUGGUGAUCAUCAGUACUCUGGACGGUCGUAUCUCAGCUCUAGACCCCUACAACCAGGGACGCAAACAGUGGGACCUAGACGUAGGGUCAGGAUGUCUGGUCUCAUCCAGCCUCAGCAAACCAGAGGUGUUUGGUAAUAAGAUGUUCAUCCCAUCAUUGGACGGAGAGUUGUUCCAGUGGAAUAGAGACAGAGAGAGCAUGGAAGCUGUUCCCUUCAGUGUCGAGUCUCUCCUGGAGUCGUCCUUUCGCAUCGGGGAAGACACGGUCCUGGUGGGGGGAAAGAGUCUCACGAGCUACGGUCUGGGAGCCUACAGCGGCAAGCUGAGGUAUAUCUGCUCAGCAGUUGGCUGUAGCCGCUGGGGGGAGGAGGAAACAGAGCCUGAGGAUGUGUUGUUGCUGCAGAGAACCCAGAAGACCGUCAGGGCCGUGCGACCACGCUCUGGCUUGGAGAAGUGGAACUUCAGCGUGGGGAGCUUUGAGCUGAGGUUUGUUCCCGACAAACAGCUGACCAGCAACUUCCUGGAGGGAGAGAUGGCGAGCGGCGAGGCCAUGUGGAAGGAGGAGCAGAGGAGCAGCGGGCAGAAGGUUAUCAUGGAGGAGACCACAGACAACCACAGACACACAACCACAGACACGCACACUGACACACCUGGGUCUGGGACACCAGACCUAGUCAUCAAGGUGUCUGUUCCUGACUGGAAGGUGAUGGCCUUCAGCGCCCAGCCUGGAGGAAAGCUGGUCUGGGAACAGCAGUUCUGCACGCCCAUAGCCUCUGCCUGGUUGGUUGGAGGGGGGAAGGUAACGCCCAUCAGCCUGUUUGAUGACACGCCCUACAGCAGUCGUCCUGACGCGGAGGAGCAGGAGGAGGAGGACGAGGACAUUAUGGAGGCGGCUCGGGGAGCUACUGAGUCCAGCGUAUACCUGGGUAUGUAUCAGGGCCAGCUGUACCUGCAGUCGUCCGUCAAGAUCUCAGAAAGGUUCCCAUCUAAAGCCCUAAACGGGCCCGGUCCGGACCCGGACACCGUCCCUACCAUCAGAUGGAAACCUCUCAUACAUUCUCCAUCUCGGACUCCUGUUCUGGUUGGUUCUGAUGAGUUUGACAAAUGUUUGAACAACGACAAGUUCUCUCAUGAAGAAUACAGCAACGGUGCUCUGUCAGUCCUACAGUACCCGUAUGACAACGGGUACUACUACCAAUACAGUAAGCGUUACCGUGGGCGACGCGGCGUGGCGGAGGUGUCUCUGCUGAAGGGUGGUGGUGCACCGGGGGAGAGGAGGAGGAAGGAUCCGGUCCUGUUACUGCCCUGGUGGAAAGAGAUUCUAGGGACCAUGGUGUUCUGUAUCGCUGCUACCACCUAUAUAGUCAGGAAGUUCUUCCAGCCCCCCGCCCCGGUGGAGUACAUACGGCAACGCAAGGAGUCGGAGACUCAGUGUCAGACAGACAGCAAGUAUGACCUUGAGGUGGCCGAACCCAAAGAGACGGUUGUCAUGGAGACCCGCCCCAGUGAAUAUGUAUCCAGGUACCUGACAGACUUUGAGCCGGUACAGUGUCUGGGUCGAGGAGGGUUUGGUGUCGUGUUUGAGGCUCGGAACCAGGUGGACGACUGCAACUAUGCUAUCAAGAGGAUCCGCCUUCCUAACAGAGAGCUGGCUAGGGAGAAGGUGAUGAGAGAGGUGAAGGCUCUGGCCAAGCUGGAACACCCAGGGAUCAUCCGUUACUUUAACGCCUGGCAGGAGAGCCCUCCAGAAGGCUGGCAGGAGGGACAGGACCAGCGCUGGCUGGAGGAGAGCACUACCGACUGGCCACUGAGCUCCCCCGACCACAUGGAGGUGCUGUCUGUCAAAGUGCCCAUCUCGUCUGUCUCCAGCCCUGUGAGUUCUGCGUCUGGGCUGGGCGGGGCCUUCAUGACUGACCACGACCAAUCCAUGAUCUCCAGAUCCACAGGUGGGGCCAUGGGAUUUGGCUGUGGGGCUAUGGACUUCAGAGUUGGGACUGACAUCCCCUUCCCCCUGCUGAUUGGUCAGGACAGUAUGAUGUCAGAGCUGGAUAGCCAACCAGACGCAGAGGCCUCGACUUCAGACACUCCCCACUCCUUUGAGCUAUGCCCCCCCCGCGGCCCCAGCGACUGCACCUCGUCCUCCUUUGACAUCGUGUUCGAGGACUCGGGCUGCGACCGUGACGCCGACCCUGACCCUGAGGUCAUGAUCCCCUCAGAAGCCUCCGGAUUGGCCAGUACCCCACUCACUGAGAAGGCUAGCUCCUCCUCCUCCCACACCAGAAGAACCGACCCUUUCCCCGUACCCGUCCCACCCUCCUCCCCCUCCAUCCCUCCCUCCUCCUCUCCUCCACGCCCCACCUCGCUCUCCCUCUGCCUGGCCCCAAGCCCCUCCCGGACCCCCCCAACUCUGCGGCCCCAACCCUCUCCUAAAGUCUACCUGUACAUUCAGAUGCAGCUGUGUCGUAAAGACACCUUGAAGGAUUGGAUGUCUCAGAGAUGUUUGCCUGAACACAGGGAACAUUCUCAGUGUCUGGGCAUAUUUCUGCAGAUCUCUGAAGCCGUUCACUUCCUCCACAGCAAGGGCCUGAUGCACAGAGACCUCAAGCCCUCCAAUAUCUUCUUCACAGUAGAUGAUGUGGUGAAGGUUGGAGACUUUGGUCUGGUGACAGCCAUGGACCAGGAAGAGGAUGAGGAUGAUUCAGGACCCCUAACUCCCAUGCCCAGCUACGCCCGUCACACUGGACAAGUCGGCACCAAACUAUACAUGAGCCCAGAGCAGUUGUCUGGUGACUUGUACUCUCACAAAGUGGAUAUCUACUCUCUGGGUCUGAUCCUGUUUGAGCUGCUCUGUCCUUUCAGGACACAGAUGGAGAGGGUCAGGACUCUGACUGAAGUCCGAGGGCUGCAGUUUCCUGCUGUCUUCUCCAAGAACAACGUCCAGGAGCUGGGCAUGGUCCGUAGCAUGUUGUCCCUUAACCCGGCGGAGCGUCCUGAGGCUGCUGACAUCACGGAGGAGCCUCUGUUUCAGGAACUGGAAGUUCCGUGUCGCCUGGCGGUCCGACAACGAUCCCGGACAUACAGCGCCUCGUCAGCCGGAUGGCCUGCACGCACCUCUAUAGCCUCUUCCUGAACACACACACACACACACGAACGCAACACACACACACACGCAACACACACACACACAACACACACACACACAACACACACGCAACACACACACACACACGCGCAACACGCACACACACACACAUGCCAGUCACCCCUGUUCCCCCAUUCUCAGUCUAAUGCCAGACAGAACCUCCUCCCUCUGACACACCACCAAAGAGACCUUGUUGGACAUCUCUCUCACAUCGUUCCUACAGUAACCCUACUACAGUAACCGUACUCUCACACAGUGUUUGUUCAUUCAAUCUUUCCCUCCUGCUGAGCCCUGUACCUUAUCAACCAUAUCUAGAUGACACCUUGUUCUAACAUGAACUGUCCUUAACUACUGGUAACUAGUACUGACAACUAGUACUGAACUAGUACUGACAACUAGUACUGAACUAGUACUGAGAACUGGAGGCUGAGACAGACAUGCCUGACUUUGGUGAAAAACCUUUUCCUGCUAGUUCUGUUUAAGAUGAUUUAAAUGUAUUGCUUUAGGCCUUAGGAGGUUUGUGAGGCGUUAACUGCCUUUGUGUUGGUGAAUGCAUCAGAUAUCUGACCUGCCUUGGACCAGGAGACCUGCCCUCCACUAGAAUGAAUUAAUGAAUGGUGCUGGGGAAUGUUUCUACAGCAUGAUGGGGAUCACAGGGCUAAGAAUUCCUCAAGCUAUCUUCUUUUUUUGUUGUUGUAAAUGUACAAAGUCAACUCUGUUUAAGUUGCUAGCCAGAGCAGGACAAUGAUUUUCCAAAAAUGUUCUCCCUGCCAAUUUUGUAAAUAAGUAAACAAAAAAAAUUCUAAUGAUUGUAUGUUGUUAAAAGAUGCGGUGUGGUCACACCUGUGUAUAUAUACUGACUGUAAUACGGUUCCAUUGCUUUGUAAAUGGCACUGACAGAAUGAAGCAUUAUGAUAUCUGAUGAAGGGAGAGAGAGGAGAGCUGCACUUGAUCGCUAGCUGAAUGUGAUCUGGUCUCUUAAGCCCGGAGGAUACUGUGUCAUAGACAUGGUUCUUUCUAUCUAAGAAAUAGAAGGGAGAGUGGAUGUAUUUCUAAGUUAACUGUCACCUAGGGGCCAGAUUCAGUCCGAUCACGUUUGGUCCUCUCUGCACGUUUUAAAGGCAGUAGUCCCAUGUUUGCGUAGACCACAUUCACGUGUUUUAUUUAACCAGGUCGGCCAGUUGAGAACAGGUUCUCAUUUACAUGUUGUCAUCUCAUGUUGGCUUGAUUAGAACUUGCCUUUAAAUGUCAAUUGCUCUAUAAGUUGGCUCUUCCUCAGUCUGUAUUUCAUUUAGGCCCUGAACAAGAAUGAACUGAAGGAGGACCACCCAAUAACAUGUUGGACCUUUCAUUAUGUGAUAAACACCAUGUUUUCUCCUCUGGACAGGAGAGCAGUGCUUUAGAAAAGUCUGAUCAAGUCCUUGUUACUCUUAUCACUGAUAAUUGUAAUGUACUAUAAUUAUUGUUUUUAUCAAUUGUACUUUUUCUAAUGAUUUUUGAAAGGCUUUUUUCAUAUAAUCCUGCAGGCUUUUUGAUUACUGUAAAGUUUUUGACUGGAGAAGCUGAUAAAUUUACAGCAGAGAUCUGGUUCUGUUGAGUAGAGAUGAGUCUUCUGUUGAGGAGAGAUGAGAGUCUGCUGAGGUAGAGCUGGUUCUGUUGAGUAGAGAUGAGAGAGGAGAGUCUGAGGUAGAGCUGGUUCUGUUGAGUAGAGAUGAGAGUCUUCUGUUGAGUAGAGAUGAGAGAGGAGAGUCUGAGGUAGAGCUGGUUCUGUUGAGUAGAGAUGAGAGUCUUCUGUUGAGUAGAGAUGAGAGAGGAGAGUCUGAGGUAGAGCUGGUUCUGUUGAGUAGAGAUGAGUCUUCUGUUGAGUAGAGAUGAGAGAGGAGAGUCUGAGGUAGAGCUGGUUCUGUUGAGUAGAGAUGAGUCUUCUGUUGAGUAGAGAUGAGAGAGGAGAGUCUGAGGUAGAGCUGGUUCUGUUGAGUAGAGAUGAGAGAGGAGAGUCUGCUGAGGUAGAGCUGGUUCUGUUGAGUAGAGAUGAGAGAGGAGAGUCUGCUGAGGUAGAGCUGGUUCUGUUGAGUAGAGAUGAGAGAGGAGAGUCUACUGAGGUUUGGUCAAAAAUAAAAUCACUUAUUUUUGAUUUUUUUUAUAACCCAAACUGGGUUGAACCAAAUGGAACCAAUAAGGCUGAAACAACAGGGAGGGACCUCGCUGAACUUGUCCAAUAAAAAAAAACUCUGGUUUUCCAUUGCAAAAUGUUUUGCUACGGAGUGCACUAAUGAAUAUACCCCUGGUUUAAAUGAUCAGACUAGAUCUUACAGUUGAUAACCUUUGACCUACUGUAUCCGAGUCCCAGCAAAGAGGGUUGUUUUAUUUGUAUUCAUGUUUUAUGGACUAUUAUGAAGGAAUUAUCGUUCUGACUUUGCCUUCAAACUCUGACAACAACUGCAGCAAGUACCUAAAUUGUAUUUCUGUCUGUCUGCAAUCAAGAGUAUCUUAAGACCUUUAGAUAAUACUGUCAUCUCUGCUUUUAGUUCUAGAAGUAGUGUUAUAAAUGACAAAUAUAGUUGAAUUAGUUUAUAAGAUAGUUAUCUAACGGAUAUUACGUUUUUCUGUCUCUUCCUCCCUCCUCCUCCCUCCUUCUCUUCUUCUCUCUUCUUUCCCUGGAUGUCUGGUUCUGCACCUCUGACCUCUCCCUUGACCCCUAACCUUUGACCUGUAGUUAAAUCUAUCUGAUCUGGUAAUGAUGUAAAUAUGUUUAUUUUGGUUUAUUUAUGUUUAAUGCCGAAAUCAAUCAGUUUUGGGUUGGUGGUACAUAUAUAUAUAUAUAUAUGAACAAUGCACUUCGUCCCAUGAAGUGCAUUGAAAUAUGGUGACUUCUUCCAAGUCUUACAUUUAAUAAACACUUCUAUUACAUUUGUAAA
Molecule: messenger RNA, 6701 nt
Organism: Oncorhynchus kisutch (coho salmon)
Lineage: Eukaryota; Metazoa; Chordata; Actinopteri; Salmoniformes; Salmonidae
Gene: eif2ak3
Product: eukaryotic translation initiation factor 2-alpha kinase 3
Exons: 17
Coding region: 319-3771 (1150 amino acids)
Biological process (GO): eiF2alpha phosphorylation in response to endoplasmic reticulum stress
Cellular component (GO): cytoplasm; nucleus
Molecular function (GO): eukaryotic translation initiation factor 2alpha kinase activity; protein binding; ATP binding
Source: RefSeq, a predicted model, not a curated record